AUGGCUGGCAAGCAAUAUCCCGAACCCUGGAAAACGAACCAUUAUUCUGGGGAUAAAUGGAUACGGGAACCUGGCGGGGAUCCUGGCAUCUAUUAUAUUCUCUCCGAACUUCCAGAAAGAUUCCUAUCACAUUCCCUUCCUCAUUACAUUGGGCUUGGUGCUGAUAGAGAGAUCGAUUAUUCAGGCUCUGGCCGUAGCUUUGGUGUAGGUGGGGCUGAGAAAAUUCCUGCCUUUGCUGUUGUAGGAGGGAGAUGGUGGGAUUCGCAAGUGAGGUACUGGAUUGGAAGAAGGGUGUUGGGAAUGGGUGAAGAUGACGCCCGUGUUCGACGGGGAGAUGAGAUGCUUACUUUUCAAUAUGGUCUCUGA
Histoplasma mississippiense is the source of this 366-nucleotide messenger RNA. RefSeq lists its product with no specific name. The record is from RefSeq and is a predicted model, not a curated record. Bases 1 to 366 code for a protein of 121 amino acids. NCBI's taxonomy places the organism in Eukaryota, Fungi, Ascomycota, Eurotiomycetes, Onygenales, Ajellomycetaceae. The transcript has 2 exons.